Oryza brachyantha (malo sina) is the source of this 1336-nucleotide messenger RNA. RefSeq names its product N-alpha-acetyltransferase 50. Gene Ontology annotation, biological process: mitotic sister chromatid cohesion. Gene Ontology annotation, molecular function: N-acetyltransferase activity. The record is from RefSeq and is a predicted model, not a curated record. Lineage: Eukaryota; Viridiplantae; Streptophyta; Magnoliopsida; Poales; Poaceae. Gene Ontology annotation, cellular component: NatA complex; cytoplasm. The transcript has 3 exons. Bases 290 to 823 code for a protein of 177 amino acids.
ACGACCAACAAACCCUUCCUGGUCACUGCAUGACAGGGCCCACAGAUCAGUGAGAUUACGCGGUAGAGGCGAAGCGGCAAACGAGCGGAAAAGGGUUUUUUGGUUGCGAGAGCGAGACGCACCCGCCGCCCGCCGUCUCCGCCACCGCCGCCGCCGCCGCCGCCGCCGCCGCUGCAGCAUCUCCUCCCUCGCACCGCCUCGCACGCAAACUCCACCCACGGAAGAGGAGAGGAGAGGAGAGGAGAGGAGAGGAAAGGGAGGGAGAGUUGGAGGAGGGGGGAAGGCGAGGAUGGGCGCCGGGGAAGGGGAUGCCGCCGCGAGCAAGGAGAAGGGCGGCGGCGGCGUGGACCGGACGUCGCUGGACGGCGUGCGGGACAAGAACGUGAUGCAGCUCAAGAAGCUCAACACGGCGCUCUUCCCGGUCCGCUACAACGACAAGUACUACCAGGACACCAUCGCCUCCAAGGAGUUCUCCAAGCUCGCUUAUUAUAGUGAUAUAUGCGUUGGGGCAAUUGCGUGUCGCCUGGAGAAGAAGGAAGGAGGAGCAGUCUGUGUUUAUAUCAUGACGCUGGGGGUACUGGCACCGUAUCGCGGUCUUGGGAUCGGUUCGAAGCUGCUGAAUCAUGUCAUAGAUCUUUGUGAGAAGCAGAGCAUCCCUGAGAUAUACUUGCAUGUUCAGACGAACAAUGAUGAUGCCAUUGCUUUCUACAAGAAGUUUGGGUUUGAAAUUACGAAGACAAUAGAAAAAUACUAUAAAAACAUCACGCCGCCGGAUUGCUAUGUUCUUACCAAAUUUAUUGUCCAGGCUGCUACAAAGAAAUGAGCAACCACCACUCUCCUUUUGUGACAAUACCACCACCACGACGGCACCACCAAGUUGUGGGGAGAUAGUUGUGAUCCUGCCGCAGUUUGUGCUGUGUUUUCACGCUAUGGGUGCUAACGUUGUUACAGACACUCAAGAACUACAGCAGCCUUGCUACAGCACUGAGAUGUCGUUCACAUUGACUGUUUUCUUUACACCCAUAUCCCAAACCCAUGAACAUGAGUGACUUUCUAAUAGUUUGCAGAUUUUACCCCCUGUUCUUGUGAAAUCAUCUCUCUCUCUUUUGUGCGUAUGCGUCACCACAAGUAAUGUCUGUAUGCUUCUUCACGAACUCGUAUUCGACUGGAAUAUUUGCACUCUUUGCUUCAUGGAAUAGCUAGACAGACUAUCUCUUACUACUGUUUGAAAAAGAAGCUUUUGGAUUAUAGUGGACAGAUUAUGUAGUAGGAUUUUUCAAUGAUUUACCAUCAACAAACGCCAAUAAUGCCAUCAGACAGAUGAUUUACAUGUUUC